Calidris pugnax (ruff) is the source of this 1080-nucleotide messenger RNA. RefSeq lists its product as uncharacterized. Bases 1 to 747 code for a protein of 248 amino acids. The transcript is spliced from 4 exons. The record is from RefSeq and is a predicted model, not a curated record. NCBI's taxonomy places the organism in Eukaryota, Metazoa, Chordata, Aves, Charadriiformes, Scolopacidae.
AUGCGCUGCGUGGGUCUCCUGGAACAGCACAGUUCAGGUUUCCUCUGGAAGGCUCAUCCUUUCUCACACAGUCCAUUGGCAAGUUCAGAGACAACAGACUGUUCCACAGCCUGGGCACAGCUUCCCAACGUAUUGAUCACGCCUCCCAGUUUGGUGCUGUCUGGGAACUCGCUGAGGCUGGACGCCACCUUGUCACUGAGGGCAUCAGUGAAGAUGUUGUACAGUGCUGGCCUCUAUCAACUCCUGAGGAAUGCCCCUUCUAACUACCCACCAAAACUGCAUCGGGGUGACGGGCGCGGAGGAGGAGCGGGGAGAAGCCGCACCGGGAGGAGCCGGAGGAAAGCUGCUGGCGGCGCGUCAGGCGCCUCGGGGGAAGGGGAGGACGGAGGACCCCCCGAGGGGAGCACCGCCGCCGGGACCCGUUUAAAAGGAAAAAAGCAGAAGCCGCCGUGUGCACCCGCUGCCGGGAGAGAUACGGGAAAGGAGGGCACUGCCCACGGGCACCCCUGCCUGGGCUGGGCGAGGGUGCGGGAUCCUGCGCUCGCUUCUCCCCCAGCACGAUGGGGUACCAGAGCUGCCACACAUAGCAAACAGCUUCAUCAUGCGACACAGCGCAGGAAGGUGAGACAGAAGCAGAAACAGAAACUAACGCUGAAAGGAAGAGUGGGGGGGGGAAAAAGACAGCGACUGCGAAUUACUUCCAGAGAAAGUGGGUGGAUGUUGUGCAGCAGCGACUUGGGAUUUUAGGGGAUGCACCCUUACAUUUUGCUUCUCUCCAGUCCGAGUCUCCCUUCUCCCGUGGCAGAAAGCGGCUCUACUUGGUGGUAGGAAAACAGGAGGAAUAAACAGGAGGGUUUCGUUCAGCAGUGCUUGCCAUGCCCUACUGAUCUGCUUUAAGGCUUUUAAUUUUUACAUUUUUUUUUUUUCCCUGGUGGAUGUUGAUUCCUUGACCUUGCUUUUGAGUCCUUUUAGUUGCACCGCAGUUUUGGGUUUGUGUUUUUAUUUCCUUUGGCGAGGAGCGCUAAGGGGGAGGCUGGCUUCGGUGCUGAAAGUUGCGAUCAUUAUUUUGGAGUCAGCAUG